Molecule: messenger RNA, 1158 nt
Organism: Lottia gigantea (owl limpet)
Lineage: Eukaryota; Metazoa; Mollusca; Gastropoda; Lottiidae
Exons: 1
Coding region: 1-1158 (385 amino acids)
Source: RefSeq, a predicted model, not a curated record
AUGGCGUCUGGGAGUAAUAAAUAUUGUACAGAAUGUGGUUUACAAACAUUGAUUGAAGAGAAUGGCCAAGCAGUCUGUGCUGAAUGUGGUGCCAUCACUGAUACAGUACAACUUGUGGCAGGAGGAACAGAACAUUUUAAUUUUGUUGUGACUGAACAAGUGAUGUCUAGAAAGGAGAAAUACGCCAAAGAAUCUGAAUCUUUACACCAAGGUAGAAUGAAAACAGGAGAACUUUGCGACAAGUUGCAUCUAGAUUGUGGAAUGAAAGAGGCAGCUACUCAAAAGUAUGUCCAGCUGUUCAAACAUAAUGACUUUCGUACGAUUCUCAAAGUGUUUAAAAUGGCAUUAGUGUCUGUAUGUGUAUAUAUCGAGGCAAGACAGAAUAACAUCCCAAUUUUAAUGUAUGAUGUUACAUCAAUUCUUGGAUUCGAAGAGAAAAAGAAAUUUCAGAAGGUACUUCAUAAAGCUAAAGCCAUUCUUGGUCUUGAAGUUCAAAGCCUUUCUUACGUGGAAUCUGUUUUUGCAUUGCUGAGAAAGACGAGUUUUCCUGAAGAACUGUUUAAACAAGUUGUGGAUAUGUGCAAGGUUCUAGAUCAAUACUGGAUAAAACGAAGUAUAGGUCUAACUAAUACUAUAUACCCCAGUGCCUAUUUUGUUUGGCUGGGUUCUUCCAAGUGUCCAGACAAGGGUCUAAAAUAUUCCCAAUUUUGUUUAAACUUUAAAUUAUCACGAUCUCAAGUGGGAGAUAAAUGUUCAAAAGAAUCUAAAACAUUUUUGAUUAAAUUGGCUAAAGAGAUACCAUGGAUAGGUGACAUUAAAAAACUGAAUCGGAAAACUGUAUUUUAUUAUUUAUCAGAUAUCAUAAGAUAUCAAGCCACAUUAAUGAAUAAAUCAAGGGUCGUUUCUAAAAGGGUUCCUCCGAGCAAGCGUAAAACAUUUGAAGAAUCCCCAGAUGAAAUUGAAAAGAAAGACCUACAGAUUCGCAAUGAAAAUCCAAACCUGCAUGAUAUUGAAUUAGAUGAAGAGGAAUUUCAUGAAGAAAUGUAUGAUUUUUUUAAAACGCCCGAGGAAAUUGAUAGUUUAACGAAGUUAAAAUCAUUAGUCUCUGAUGAAGAUCUCACAGUGUGUGAAUUAAAACGGAAAAAAGUUUCAACCUAA